AUGGGACGUCAUGCUCCCGCCGAACCAAGGCUAGUCCACUGCAAGUGGUGGAAGAGAGGCCACUGUCUACGCGGAGACUCAUGCUAUUUCCGCCAUGACCCAGCGCUGCUGGGGGUUGACCAGAAACCUGCGGCGGGCACAGCAAUUGAGAUAGAGAGCACGAUACCCCAGAAUAGCCAAACCCCCGGCCAACCAGGGGCUGCACCGCAAGGCAACGGCCCAGCUUCGACAAAAGAACAGGAGCAAUGUGCCAUUUGUUUGGAAUCUCCAAAGGUCUACGGUCUGCUGAUUCGUUGUGACCAUGUAUUCUGCUUGGAGUGCAUCAGAAAGUGGAGAGGUUCAAAAAAAGCCGAUAAAGAUGACCAUGAUGAUGAUGAGUGGGAGGCGGGCGAUAUUUGGGGAUCAGUAGCCAUCAAAUCCUGCCCUCUAUGCCGUAAACCGAGCAAAUACAUUAUACCCAGUGCUGUGUUUCCCACCCCUCCGACCCCAGAAGAUACAUCCGCCAGCUCAUUUGAGAGUGGUCCAAGUCACGACCGAUCCAAGGGGAAGAACCAUGCUCCACCAAAUCCACUGAAGGAGUCAAUUAUCAAGGAGUAUACACGGAAUAUGAAAACCAUACCUUGUCGGUAUUUCGAAGCAGCCGUCAAAAGCUGGAAGGCAAAAGUGAAACGGGAAACAGAACGCGGAAAGAAAGAGCCUCCAUUUCGACCAGUUUGCUUCUUUGUAAACAAAUGCCACUACGCUCACAUCCACCCUAUCACCAAGAAGCCAUACAUUUUCGAAGUAGGGCAUAUAGCCGAGUUACAUCGUACACGUCGUAUGCGGAGACGUAGAGAUGGAGAAUGGGAAAGGGCAGAAGAAAAUGAGUUUGUUAUCAAUGCUAUAGGAGCUCAUUACGCUCGUCUUGGGCGAAGCCAUACGGAUGUAGACGGGUAUCCGGUUGAGCCUCCGGCUCUCGAAGGUGCUGACGACGAGGAUGAUUGGGAAGACUGGGAUCUGUCUCCUGGGAUACUCCCUCAUAUGAUUCCGCUUAAUGUUUUGUGGGCAUACCAGGAGAGCGAAUCUGAUGGUAUCCCUCCAGCAAUGCUUUGA
Arthroderma uncinatum is the source of this 1092-nucleotide messenger RNA. RefSeq lists its product as uncharacterized. The record is from RefSeq and is a predicted model, not a curated record. The transcript has 3 exons. Lineage: Eukaryota; Fungi; Ascomycota; Eurotiomycetes; Onygenales; Arthrodermataceae. Bases 1 to 1092 code for a protein of 363 amino acids. Gene Ontology annotation, molecular function: metal ion binding; ubiquitin protein ligase activity. Gene Ontology annotation, biological process: protein polyubiquitination.